Molecule: messenger RNA, 8453 nt
Organism: Ochlerotatus camptorhynchus
Lineage: Eukaryota; Metazoa; Arthropoda; Insecta; Diptera; Culicidae
Gene: Flo2
Product: flotillin-2
Exons: 6
Coding region: 107-1267 (386 amino acids)
Biological process (GO): regulation of myoblast differentiation; protein localization to plasma membrane
Cellular component (GO): flotillin complex; plasma membrane; cytoplasmic vesicle
Source: RefSeq, a predicted model, not a curated record
UCUCGCAGGUGGCUGCUGUGGGUCGACUAAGAAGCGCACGAUAGUUGGCGGCUGGGCAUGGGCCUGGUGGCUGGUUACCGAUGUCCAACGGCUCUCCCUGGAAGUGAUGACGCUGAAUCCAAUGUGUGAGAUGGUGGAAACUGCCCAGGGUGUCCCAUUGACGGUGACAGGUGUUGCACAAUGUAAAAUAAUGAAGAUGAUGAACGUCUAUUAUUUUCACCAUCAGGCCGACGAGCUGCUCGGUACCGCCAGCGAACAAUUCCUGGGCAAAUCCGUGAAGGAAAUCAAGAUGACAAUCCUGCAAACAUUGGAGGGCCACCUGCGGGCCAUCCUUGGAACUCUUACAGUCGAGGAAGUUUACAAAGAUCGCGACCAGUUCGCUGCGCUGGUCCGAGAGGUCGCAGCACCUGACGUUGGUCGUAUGGGCAUCGAAAUCCUCUCGUUCACCAUCAAGGAUGUCUACGACGAUGUGCAGUAUCUACAAUCUUUGGGUAAAGCACAAACUGCCAGCGUCAAACGAGAUGCCGAUGCCGGUGUUGCUGAAGCAAACAGGGAUGCUGGAAUUCGAGAAGCUGAAUGUGAAAAGAGCGCUAUGGACGUUAAAUACUCAACAGACACUAAAAUCGAAGAUAAUGCUCGAAUGUACAAGUUACAGAAAGCCAAUUUUGAUCAGGAAAUCAAUACGGCGAAAGCCGAAUCUCAACUUGCGUAUGAGCUACAAGCUGCUAAAAUUCGCCAAAGAAUCCGUAACGAAGAAAUUCAAAUCGACAUUGUGGAACGUCGCAAGCAGAUCGAAAUCGAAACGCAGGAAAUUGCCCGAAAGGAUUGUGAACUGACGGCGACGGUGAAACUCCCCGCUGAGGCAGAAAGCUACCGUGUUCAGACGAUUGCCGAAGGAAAGCGUACUCAAACGGUGGAAAAUGCUAAGGCCGAUGCGGAAAGGAUUAAGAAGAUCGGAGCUGCAGAAGCUCAAGCAAUCGAAAUGGUAGGUAAGGCGGAAGCCGAACGAAUGCGGAUGAAGGCCAAUGUGUACAAACAAUACGGGGAUGCUGCUAUCAUGAACAUUGUGUUGGAAUCAUUGCCAAAGAUCGCGGCUGAAGUUGCAGCUCCAUUGGCCAAGACCGAAGAAAUUGUGCUAAUCGGUGGUAAUGACAGCACUACAAACGAUAUUUCGCGCCUUGUCGGUCAACUUCCACCAGCAAUCAACGCUCUUACCGGUGUGGACCUGUCCAAGGUCUUAGGUAAAAUACCUGGGGCAACGGCAUAAUAAACAAACGAUAACGCUAAUCGACCGUUGAGUUCGUUCUAGAAAACAAAAAUACGAUCACGUUUAAAAAAAAGUUUUUUUUUUCACACAAAUCAAGCAUCGCUACAAUGUAAAUUACUGAACAAAAUGGACAUCCACUAAACAGAAACAUUAGUGUGCUUGACUAUACAUCCAAACCUUUAUCUGUUUCGAGUGUUACCAGUGAAAUGAAAAUUUUCACAUAUCCGGAUUUUUUAAACCACAGAAAGAUGAAAACAAUCAAUAACAAAAACAAAAUAAAACCCUGUUUCCUUAGGGUUAAGCACAAAAAAGUAACCUCAACGGUCAGUUUAAUCCACCAUUAGAGCACACACACAAGAAUACUGCAUAGAACAUACAAUAUAAUUGCAAACAUUAAAGGGCUGCCUGCUGGAUUUUUCAUAUAAAUUUUAUGGAUUUCUGCAAUAUUUUCGUUUGUUCUAUUUCCAACAUAUUUUUUUAAGCGUCAAUUUACAAUUUGCAACUUUCGCAAAAUUACGCCUUUAUGUUAUGAACAAUACAAUUUUUUUUAAUUCUUUAAAGUUUGUAUUUAUAAUAAAGGGUGGAACGAACAAAUAGCAGUCACACAAAAUUGUUAAUAAAUUAUUCAUCUGUUUUAUGUUAUUCUGGUAGCUUACUCUCGCAUGAAGCCCUGAUAUUAUUGAGUUGACUCUAUGCUUUGCCAAAUACAAUACACAACCAAGAUCUGGCCAAUACAGCUUAGGGUGUCAGUUUGUAAUAAAAAGUAAUGCACAUUUGUUCAAACACUGCCCGACCUAAUAUUUAUCUUGAAAUUUUCGCCUGAUUUUUUUUUUUUUGCUUAAGUUGUCCUGAACUGAUUUCCAGAAGAGAAAUAGUUCAGGACAACUUACGCAAAAAAAAUAGUUGAAAUUUUCAAGAAAACUAUUUGGUCGAGCCCUGAACUAUUUCUCUUCCGGUUGCAGUACAAAAUUCAUAGCCAGGAAGCUGUUUAAAAUCAGCUUUCACGAAGAAAGCUUUGAAUUUAAUAAAUGCACGUGCAGAAUUUUGAAAGACUAGUACUCUUGUUUGGUAACUUCUUAAAAUGAACUGCAAAAUUCCAAAACCAAAAAUGGCAAGAGAUUUCGCAGACACACACCUUUGAAAAUCAACGUUUGUUAUUGUCAAAAGUGCACACUAAACAGAAAUGCACUAAAUUUGAGUUGACAACUUUUUACUCAUUCCACCCUGUAAUAAAUUAAAGGUCUGUAUCCACAAUAGUCCGGACACAUCAAAACUUAAGUAAAACACAAAUAUCGCAUUAUAUUUCAAUUGUAGUUGUUCAUUUCAGAUUCAUGGGAUAUGUUUUAAAAAUUCACAAUUCAAAAGUUAUUCGGUAUUUGCAUAAAAUUUUCGAAGAGAAUCGAUUAAUGUGCAUUGGGCCUUUUGAAUUGUUAGCUUGGAAUUAUUUUCUUUUGUCAUCCACAACAGCUUUAUUCGUGUAUCUUGCAACCUAAGGCUGCCUCGAACUGAGUACAGACUUAGGGAAAAUAAUAGCUCGGAACGAACCUAUGUCAGGAACGACUAUCUAGCCUGGUCAUGGCGCACAAAUGGUUCACUUACUAAUAACUUUUCACUCAGUUGUAGAAAUGUAUACAACACUCUAAAUAUUUCACACAUUUUUUUGUCAAAAAUUCAUGUGAAUGUGUUCAUAAAAUACAUGUGCCCACACAUUAACACGGAGCACUCAGACUUGCAUAUGAAGUUUAUAUGGGUACUCAGUGAGAUCUUAUUGUACUCUAUCAAUUAUGUCAAGUUAAAACUAAAACGCUGUCCAGACUGGAGAGUUAUAACAUGUUAUAACGGUUGUCAACUAAUUUCAAAACAGAAACCACCAUCAAGAUAGCGCUAUAACAUGUCAUAACUCUGUAGUCUGAACGUACUAUAAGGCUGUGUCCCAAUUGUAAGUUAAAAUUUAACUCGUAGUUAAAAGUAACAGCUGGAAACUUAUCGAUUAAUCCUGUUAUCCGAGUGUGGAUAUUUCUGACCGGAAAUCUGGUCGAAAAUCGGUGGAUCGAUAACACAGGAAAAAUAACUUUCUAAAUAUCACUUUUAACUCGGGCUAAAUUUAACUCGGCAAAUGGUACACAUCCAUCAAUUGAAUGAACAGUUCCAAAGAUCCAAUUGAGUGAAUAUUUAUUAACACAAUAGCAAUUUAUGUGGUUAACUGUGUUUACCAGGCAAGAGUCUGGUCAACCAAAAAUUUCAAGCAUGAAUUUUCAAAAGGACGUAUCUGAUUUUGUAAACAAAGAUUCAAACGCUAUUUUUCGAAACUCUUAGCUCGGCCGCAAACCGACACCAUCAGGUAGAGUAAAGUUUUCCCGAAAAUUAUGAUGGUGUUAGUCUGCGUGGGUUCAAAUCUCAGCCCGGGCAUGUCACGAAUGACCCAAGAAUGUGACUAGGUAUAAUUAAAAAAAAAAAAAAGAUUGUUAAAAUUUGUAUUUAUACCAAAAAUAUUGACAACACCGGAACUACUGGAUGAAACCCCAAUUUGGAACUACUUUUUUACUUGACAGAUUGUUGAAAUUUUUACGUGUAGUCAAUCUUCUAAAGCACUCUAAUUUACCGGGAAACAGACCAAUCAUUAAUAAUCAUAAGUGCUUACCGGAAAUAUGGUGAUCGUACUUGUAUGACGAUGAAAUGCAGCGCAGUAUUUCGAAAAAUCUGCCAACUUGUUUGGAUUGCCUACUAUUCUAGAUUAACAUUUCAACUGGUCCUAUCUGCAUUGAUGGAGUCAUUAAAUCGGUUUUCUCUUUCGAUAACUACGCCCAUCCAAACACAUUUCGAAUUACCACAUAGAGAUUUCUAAAGUAUGAUUGUGUCAUUGAUUUGUGUUCAUCGGGAAAAUUUUCCGCUAUGAUUUUUUUCCCGAUGAAAACAUUUUGCGUAUACGUAUACGUGACGUAGUGUGUGUACGAUAAACGUCAGCAAUCUCUAUAGUUUGAUGAUGGAUGGUAUUAGCUGUGUUUAAUGACGCAGCUCGCACUCGGUCAAAGAUGGCCAGACUUACUCAUUAUUUUCUGUCAAAAAUAACUGUCAAGCCUACCUCGAGCGACUAUAUACGAGCUUAUUCAAGCUUGCUCAAAGAUCACAAAGAAAUCACAUCGCAUUCGGUUCAACUUUGAAUGAAUGAACACCAGCACAGGCAAGGAACGCCAAUAAAGAGAUAGCAAGUUGUUGCGAUAUGUUUCGAUCUCUCAUGAAACAAAGCUAUAAUCUCGAAUGAAUACAACAGGGACUACUCUUACAUCUAAAUUAACGAAAGAGAAUGUCGUUGAAGAGAAUAGAUCAAGGCAGAUGGGACCAUUUGAAAUGUUAAUAUAGUAUUGCAUCGGUUAUUUUGUAAUAUUGAUGUAAGCGUAAGAAAAUUAUCGAAGAUUUUAUUCUACAAUACCAGCAACAUCCUUACUCCUUAGUGUUUGCAAAACAUCAAAAAAUCAAAUCUCACCAAAGAUCAAGAUCAUGCUUGAUUUUCGUAGACAAAAAUCAACAUUCAAACAACUGUGUUGAUAUUGCAAGCUAUGAUACCGCAGUUAGGAAUAUCGAGCUAACAAAACUCACCAGCUGCAAAUCUCACCAAACUGUGGUUAGAUUGAGUUUCAUGAUUUUUACUUUACACUCGAGCGCAGCAGGCUGGCAGCAGUAGCUUCGCGUCUACCAUCAGUGAAGAGUAAAGAGAGAUAGCAUUAUUAUAUCUUCUCUUUCUAAGAAAACGAGGUUCAACGGGAAGAGAUGAACUAGCCUAUGGCUAAAAAUCUCUCAAAUAAAGAAUAAAAAAAAAAAGGUGCAACGGAACCAUUUUUGCGUCGAUUCAACUCUCAGCUUCAACUUUACACGCUGUGAAUAGUCUCGCAAUAUUAAAGGAGCUUGUAAAAUCAAUAUUUAGCACACAGCAAAAACAUGUAAUUUUAAUCAACGGAAUUCAAGCUGAUGUAUGAAAUAAUAAUGUAAUAGCCAAUGGAUGUAAUUUUGUUCGCAAAAUCGAUGUACAUCGUACAACGUAAUAUUACACAACCGGCGGAAUGAUCUCUGUAUCACGCGUAUGACAGCGGAAAAAUAUCAAUUUCUUCUUUUCCUUUUUUAACGUCGGUCUCUGUUCCGCAAUCUAGUACCAAUCACCGACGUACAUCGAUUGCCAUCCAUUGACGGCAAUCGAAUGUGCUGGAAGGCAGCUUCCACACCUGCGUAGGAUAUCGCACCCAUUCAAACACACAUGGACCGGGACCAACGGCUUUACUUCCUUUCCGAAGGAAGACGUGACCAGAGAUUUUUAUGCCUUCAGAAAAAUCCCACCGGCCUCGGCUGGGAUUGAACCCAGACCCAUUGGGAUGUGAGAAAGCAGUCAUGCUUACCACUACACCACCGGCGCCGGCAAAAAGAUCAAUUUGCAAAUGAUUAUGUCAUGAUUAUGCCAUGAUCCUGAACGAUAGAUAAGUACCCCACCAUUUUUCAUUUUGCUUCCACAUAAGGCAAAAAAAUAUAAAAAAAGCCGGAAUUGGCAUAAGUCGUGUUCAUAAUUGCACUGUAAUCAGCAAAUCGGGUCAGAUAACUUUGCAUUAGUUUUGAGAUAUAUAUGUGAACCCUUGGUUCGAAAUUGUUAUAACAUUAUAAUAGUUAGUUAUAUGUGUAGGUGAUACUUAUUAUGAUAAGAUUAUCACGAUUCUUUAUCCUUCAAAUUGAUAUUUAUUGUAUCAUUAUGAUGUGCAGUCAAUAUUUCCUACGAAAAAUACCACAGGCAGCCCAUUUAUUUUUUUUAAAUAAAAUUUCAAACAAAAAUCAUGAUUGCAUUGUUUCUUUCACUAAGUUGGCAAUACGCUACCACCAAUCCAGAUUCGUCGGAUAAAGCGAGGGUAGCUACCAAUGUUCUAUCAAUGCUAUAAGGGUUCAUUUUUUAUUAUGUAGGUCUUUAUUAGUUUAACUCAACACGAUUGUCAUACCCAAUUUGCGAAUACGAACAGAACAUAUACACUGAACAUACGACAUCAAACAAACAAAACUACUGCCAGUAAGGUCAAAAAAAAAGAGAUGCCAUUCGAAAACAUUUGAUUUCUAUUGUAACACACCUUUGCUUCUCAAUCCACUAUUUUUCACUAGUAUUUAACUAAUUGUUGUGUUUGUAUAAAGUCUAUACCAUUGGGCAUUUACCAAUGAAAGUAACUGUCACAAGGAAGCACCCAUUAAAUGUGAACUUUUUUGUGUUAUGAAUGUUUUUCAACCCCCUUCAAAUAUAGAUAGCCAUUUACAGGAGCGAAGAGUAUCAUUGAAACGAAUAAUGAAAAAAGCACGAUAAUGCUAAAGCAAAUAAUUCCUAUUGUGUUCAACUUACAAACGAUAAUGAAAUCAUUCGUAUUAACACAUUCGACAGAAAUUUUAUCUGGAAAAUUCGCAAAGCAUUUAAUGAUCUAUCAACCCACAUUGUAAAUCUAAAUACAAAUCGUAACCCUUCUUCCACAUUCUACCCUCUUCUGUUAACUCAUUUCGUUUGGUCCACAUUAAUUCUAUAACUAUACGACUAUUCUCGAAGCCAACUUUUUUCUCUCUUGUAAGAAACAAACCUGUAGAAAAACAUUCGUAAGAUAGCGAAUCCUCCUAUAUGUAAUAGUUUACCACAGAAGCAAAUAGGUAACCAAGUAUGUCAGUAGAAAUCAAUAGUAAAUGCGAAAUACAAAAGCCCCUCCAUCAAAAGAGCAGGACUUCGAAAUUACAAAGAUAUUAUAAACUAAAAGUCGUCACUGUAUUAAAUGUCUUUGUCUUAAAGCGAAAAAUACACAGUGAAGAUCAAAAUUUUCUGUUACUCCCCUACCAACCUAAGCUAUGCUUGAAUCAGAUAGUACACAGCUAAUGAGAGUAACUCAGAGAAUGAGUAAAAUUUUUUGCUGUCAUUUUAUCUCACGCCAAUUUUACUCAGUUUCGUAAAAAGUGGAGCUACUCAGAGUUCUCAGAGUAACUAUGUCAAAACUUCAAAACUGAGUCAAAUUUGCAAGAGAAAAAAAGAGACUCAGUCUCUGAGUUACUUUCAUCUCCAGUGUAAAGAACAUCGUACCAUAGCAUUCUUAGAAUACAAGUUGAAUUUCCACCGCAUUGCUACUUAUAGAACGUCUAGCGAAAUGAAACACAUUCUGCUUCAACAAAUCAGCAUAGCAGUAUCUUUAGCUAAACUUCGGAUUACAAAGCAUUGCAUGCAUAACCUCUAGGACCGUACAAAUUUGCCGAAAAAAAAACAUUCAGCAAACUUGUUGUCAUUUCCGCUGUAGUAAGCAAAAUGAGUCGAAAUUACAUUGUACCCUAGUGCAAAAUCCACAGUGAGCCGAUUUCACAACCAACAAUGAGGAAAUAACUAAGGGAAAACAGAACCUAGUUGCAGAAACAAAUGUAUAUUUUUAUACUCCUUAUAUAUUAAAAACUAGGUGAAAAAAUCAAUAUACAAAAGGAAAGAUAUUGAAAUCAUAUUUUUGAAGUCGUGUAGAAUUAGAAUGUACUCUAACGAAAAACAAAAACUAUAUAGACACAAGCAGCAAAAGCAUCUCUGCUAUAUACGUCAACCGGUAAGAAAACUAUUUUGUUGUGUUCCUUACACGAGAGCUUUCUUUUCAACUAACAACUCGAAGAUAAAACAACUAAUUUAACACCUCUCUAAUAUUAAUAGGAUGUUACUACUUCACUAACUCACAUACGUUACUACUAACACCAACUUUAUUUGAUAUUAUAAGUUUCUAAAAAUUGGGGUGCUGGGUUUUAUCUUUAAAUAGAAUAUUUAAAAAAAAAGUUAACCUUUCAUAACCAAAAAAAAAAUUACACCUUUUAUCGACACAGUUUCCCUACCUUCAUUGAAUGAUCGAUCGAGAACGAAAGGUUGAACCAAAUAUAUAUGAAAUGCUUAACGGUGUUCCCAUCAGUCCCUAACAUGUUUUCCGAAAGAAGUGUGGAUGUGUAAUUCUGUUUCAAAGUAAUCGAUCAUAAUUAUCUUAGAAUUAAAUUCACUGCAGGUUAGCAAAAUUAUUUUCGUCGAAACUAAACGAACAUGUAAUCACAGUAACAAUGUUUAUUUGACAAUUUGUACUAAAACGAGAGUUUAAAGUGUAAAGGAAAACUUUUAGUAAAUAUAUAUUGAAAAUAUGUAACACGAUCUAAAUAAAUCAGCAUGUAAGGA